AUGUCUCACGAGGAAGAUCUCAUCGAUUACUCCGACGAGGAGCUUCAGACCACAACAGCCCCCGCCACCACUGCUGCGCCUGCCGCUACCAAUGGCGAUGCCGACAAGGAGGGCGACUUGACUGUUUCUGGCGGGCGCCCCGACAAGAAAGGCAGCUACGUCGGUAUUCACUCUACCGGUUUCCGCGACUUCCUGCUGAAGGGUGAACUUUUGCGCGCCAUCACCGACUGCGGCUUCGAACAUCCAUCGGAGGUCCAGCAAGUUUGCAUUCCCACAUCCAUCUUGAACGUCGAUGUUCUUUGCCAGGCCAAGUCCGGUCUCGGUAAGACCGCCGUCUUCGUUCUCACCACCCUUCACCAACUGGAGCCCGUUGCUGGCGAGUGCCAAAUCCUGGUUAUGUGCCACACCCGUGAGCUCGCCUAUCAGAUCAAGAACGAAUACGCCCGUUUCUCCAAGUACUUGCCCGAUGUCAAGACCGCAGUCUUCUACGGUGGUACCCCCAUCCAGAAGGAUGUCGAGAUUCUGUCCAACAAGGAGACCCACCCCAACAUUGUUGUCGCCACUCCUGGUCGUCUGAAUGCCCUGGUCCGUGACAAGAAGUUGAACCUGCGCAACGUUAAGGCCUUUGUUCUUGACGAAUGUGACAAGAUGCUCGAUCAGAUUGAUAUGCGCCGCGAUGUCCAGGAAAUCUUCCGUGCUACUCCCGCCGAUAAGCAGGUGAUGAUGUUCAGUGCCACUCUCUCCCAGGAGAUUCGCCCCAUCUGCAAGAAGUUCAUGCGCAACCCGCUGGAGGUCUACGUCGAUGAUGAUACCAAGCUCACUCUCCACGGCUUGCAGCAGUACUACAUUAAGCUUGAUGAGAAGGAGAAGAACCGCAAGUUGAACGAGCUUUUGGACAACCUUGAGUUUAACCAGGUCAUCAUCUUCGUUAAGAGCACCCAGCGUGCCAACGAGCUGGACAAGCUGCUGCGCGAGUGUAACUUCCCCAGUAUCGCUGUCCACUCCGGCGUCAGCCAAGAGGAGCGUAUCAAGCGUUACAAGGAGUUCAAGGAAUUCAACAAGCGUAUCUGUGUUGCCACUGAUGUCUUCGGUCGUGGUAUCGAUAUCGAGCGUAUCAACCUCGCCAUCAACUACGAUCUUCCCGCCGACGCUGACUCCUACCUCCACCGUGUUGGUCGUGCCGGCCGCUUCGGUACCAAGGGUCUUUCUAUCUCCUUCGUCAGCAACGAGGAUGAUGAGAAGGUUCUCAAGGAGAUUGAGAAGCGCUUCGAGGUUGCUCUUCCUGAGUACCCCGAGGCUGGUGUUGACUCCACCACCUACAUGGCUUAG
This is a messenger RNA of Penicillium paradoxum, 1329 nucleotides long. Its product is annotated as ATP-dependent RNA helicase SUB2. The transcript has 5 exons. Lineage: Eukaryota; Fungi; Ascomycota; Eurotiomycetes; Eurotiales; Aspergillaceae. The record is from RefSeq and is a predicted model, not a curated record. Gene Ontology annotation, molecular function: RNA helicase activity; ATP binding; RNA binding. Gene Ontology annotation, biological process: mRNA export from nucleus; mRNA splicing, via spliceosome. Bases 1 to 1329 code for a protein of 442 amino acids.